UGUUUUGCUCGGCGGUCCGCUCCGGAACACGCCGGCGAGCCGCUGGUAGGGAUGAACGGUCCUCCCCGCUUAUCGCAUGAAGAGUCUAGACGCCGCCGAGUCCUGCGAUGCUGAACGAGGCGAGGGAAGCGUACCCCUUCGUGGAAGACAGCUUCACCCGGUUCCUGUCUCAGAGUAACAUCUACGGACUCUGCCAGGCCGGAGAACAGGAGCUGCUGGCCGCCACCCUCAAAGGCAAAGUGGUGUGUUUCAGAUACCAAGAUCUGCAGCGGAAAAUCAGACCUGUGGCGAAAGAGGUGCAGUUCACCUACAUCCCAGUUGAUGCAGAGAUUGUAUCUAUUGAUGCCUUUAACAAGUCCCUGCCUAAGAGAGGGCUGGUUGUUGGAAUCACCUUUAUAAAGGACUCUGGAGACAAAGCCACCCCAUUCCUUAACAUCUACUGUGACUAUGAGCCUGGUUCAGAGUUUAACCUGGAGUCAAUUGCACAGAGUUGCCUGAAUCUGGAGUUGCAGUUCACUCCCUUCCAGCUCUACCACACAGAAGUGCAGUGCAAAGACGGAGGCAGCGAAACCGUGUUCCUGCUCAGCGGUCACGACCAGAGGAUUCACCUCUACAAGGAGAACGCCUCCCUUCACCAGUUUGAGGAGCAGCCGGUGGAGAGACUUUUCCCCGAGCUACAAGAACUGCCUAGCAAUGUGUUAUGGCUGGAUGUUCUGAGUAUCCCCGAUGGUCGACGUCUCUCAGCAUUUGGUUGUCAAAAUGGCUGUGUUGGGCUGGCUCUGGUCGACCAGAGAGGACCAGAGAUUUUGCAGAGCUGGCGAAUACAACAGGACAGUCCUAUCUCCACAGUUCUACUGUUUCCGUUGAACUGCCAGACGGAGCCAAACAAGACAACGGAAGAGAAAAAUGUGGAAACCCAGUGUUAUAAUCUUCUGGUAACCAGCACCAUAGAGAUGGCUGUUGUCUACAGAGAUGUCCAGGAGCGUGGUAUGAGUCAUCCAGUGUGUCUUUCAGAGAGUGACCAGUGGGAUGCAGUCCUUUGUGCUUUGGUCAUUGACCUGGAUUUUGAUGGGCAGAAGGAGGUGCUGUUGGGAACCUAUGGACAGGAACUGCUUUGUUAUAAAUUCCAACAGCCAGUAAGAGGAACUAGCGGACAGUUUCAGCUGCUGUGGAGGCGAAGCUUCAAGAGUCCCUUGUUGUCCAUCAUCUAUCUUGACUUGACAGGGGAUGGCUUAAGAGAGCUAGCGAUCCUUACACUGAAAGGACUUCAUAUCAUGCAGCAUAGUCUUACCUGUACAGCUGAACUGGUGCUUCAGCGACUGGCCAAAAGGGUGUCCAUGCUCACUGGGCGCUCUGAGCCCGGGACAGCCACAGGCCAAGACUCGAAAGAGAAGGACACUCCCAAUAGGAAAGAAGAGCGUACCAUACAUCCGCCAUCAAAUUGAAAAAGCAAAUGUACACAGCCUUUUGUUUUACCUGUGCCGCUGACGGUGGGUCAGACUGGAGUAGUACUCGUAUGCGGUACGGAGGACGGUCUCAUUCAAAUGCCCCGAAUGAGUUUAGUAGGUUGUGAUGAGACCUAAACAGGACUCAUAAUGGUCUUUAUGCUUUCAUCAAGGGAGGAAAGAGGUGAUGGAAAAGGGGGGAAUCAAACAAAAGGAAUGUUUUGUGAGAGGUCGAAGUCAUCCUCACACUUUGGGAAAUACAAACAGUGUUGACGAAGCAUCAGCUUCUUAAAACCGCAGCCUGUAUUUAUGCAUUUGUUGAAUAAUACUGUAGGCUAUAAGCGCUAUGCAAUUACACAAUAGGGAAUCAUGCGAUAAUUUGUAAAUCGUAAAUAAAAAAGAUGCUCCAAGUGU
Lampris incognitus (smalleye Pacific opah) is the source of this 1859-nucleotide messenger RNA. It is a transcript of the gene kptn, whose product is annotated as kaptin (actin binding protein). The record is from RefSeq and is a predicted model, not a curated record. NCBI's taxonomy places the organism in Eukaryota, Metazoa, Chordata, Actinopteri, Lampriformes, Lampridae. The coding region runs from base 108 to 1445 and encodes 445 amino acids. Gene Ontology annotation, cellular component: KICSTOR complex; actin cytoskeleton; lamellipodium. Gene Ontology annotation, biological process: negative regulation of TORC1 signaling; cellular response to amino acid starvation; actin filament organization. The transcript is spliced from 12 exons. Gene Ontology annotation, molecular function: actin filament binding.